Molecule: messenger RNA, 891 nt
Organism: Sugiyamaella lignohabitans
Lineage: Eukaryota; Fungi; Ascomycota; Dipodascomycetes; Dipodascales; Trichomonascaceae
Exons: 1
Coding region: 1-891 (296 amino acids)
Source: RefSeq, a predicted model, not a curated record
AUGGCUAAAACUGUAGCAGUAGCUGGUGUCAAUGGACUCUUGGGCAAGCAUGUCUUAAAUGCUCUUCAAGAACCAGCUUUCAAGUCAAGCUUCAACUUCCCUAUUAGGGUCUUAUCAAGAUCUUCUGGCUCAACUUCAACUUCUGACAUUGAGUACCACCAGGCUAGCGACUUGGCCUCGUACGAAAAAGCUCUUAAGGGUGUUGACGUCCUUAUUGAUCUUAGAGGCGCAGAAGCUUUGGCCAGCAACGAUUUGAUCCUCGCUGCCAAGGCUGCUGGUGUGACUGCCUAUGUCCCAUCGGAGUUUGGCGAUGAAUACGAAAAGGCUGGCAAGUAUGCUGUGAUUUUCGGACUCAAAGCUAAUUCUGUCAAAGUCGCUAAAGAGCAGGGACUCCAGGUAAUCAAAUUCCGCACAUCUUACUUUUUGGAUAUUGCCUUUGGACCUUUGUUGUUCCUUGAUCCCAAGGCUGCUACUUCUGACUACGUUGGUGAUGGUUCUACCAACAUCACUGUUACUUCGCUAAGAAAUAUUGGUCAAGCUGUUGCCUCAGUAUUGACACAUCCCUUUGACAAAAUUCCUGAAAAUGUUAAUGUUGCCGGCUCUCAAACUACCCCAGCCGAAGCCGUUAAACUGUUUGAGAAAUAUUCCGGCAAGAAGGUGACUGUCAACAAGUCUACAGUCGAGGGACUCAUUAAGGUUGCUGAUGAUGUUAUUGCCAGUGGUGAAGUAUUCAAGGAGCUCUUGAAAUUCUUGUACGUUUUGCGUGUAAUUAGUGUUACCAGUGAUGCUGCUGACUUCAAAACUAAUAAUGAUAACGAGUUUAUCAAUCCUGGCGAGAAGUACUUCAAAUGGGACAAGGUGGAAGAUUUCGCCGCUAAAACUUUUGCUUAA